Ophidiomyces ophidiicola is the source of this 255-nucleotide messenger RNA. RefSeq names its product Diphthamide biosynthesis protein 3 (gene DPH3). Gene Ontology annotation, molecular function: metal ion binding. Bases 1 to 255 code for a protein of 84 amino acids. The record is from RefSeq and is a predicted model, not a curated record. NCBI's taxonomy places the organism in Eukaryota, Fungi, Ascomycota, Eurotiomycetes, Onygenales, Onygenaceae. The transcript has 2 exons. Gene Ontology annotation, biological process: protein histidyl modification to diphthamide.
AUGGCCGACGGCAUAUCCAUUUACGACGAAAUCGAAAUCGAAGACAUGACCUUUGACCCUACCCUCCAAAUCUAUCAUUUUCCGUGUCCCUGUGGUGAUAGGUUUGAGAUCGGGAUUGCAGAUCUCAGAGAUGGAGAGGAAAUCGCAGUUUGUCCGAGUUGUAGCUUGAUGAUCAGGGUAAUUUUCGAUUUGGAUGAUUUACCGAAGGAAAAUGAAGACGAUACUAGUCUAGCUACCGUGGCGGUCCAGGCGUAA